AUUCGAUAUUAUUCUUCAGCAUACCCCUUCCUUCUGUCUCAUAUCCCGUCACUCCAAAUUGAUUUGAGAAUAAAAGCUAACAGCUUGAACCCCUCAGAUGAUGGAGAAUACCCUCAGUACAAUCCUUACCCCCCGCCCGCGCCGACCUACCCCCCGGUCAGCGAGCAUGGACAACAACGGCUAGCCAGGCAGCUUGACCAAUAUCGAACAGGAUAUACCGCUCAUUUUCCACCGUAUAUGGAAAGAGCAUCUGCCGCUUCUCAUUCUCAUAGACGAUUCAGGCCUUAUCCUGCCCAUGAUCACCAUCAUCACCCUGAUGUGUCGUCUUCCUCACCGCCAAGUCCACUCAAGCGUUCUCCACCCACAAAGUCCAAAUCUUAUGAGCCCACAAGGCCGUCGGCGCUGUACCAGCCUUCCAAAGGGGCACGCAGAGACGCCAAAUAUUCUCAGCGGAUGCAUCUACACCCUCAACAGCGAAAAAGCUCUAACAAUGAUGGCCUUGCUCCAGCGGCCGUCAGCAGCAGACGUUCCUAUGACGCGGCAGCAGCAGCUUCCCGCCGCAGGAUGCCUGGACCCUUGAUGACUAUCGAGCCAUUGACUGGGGCUAGCAUGCGAGCACGAUAUCCAAGCUCCAUCUCCCCGGAGGAGCAAGAGAGACUCCGGGCCGAGCAGUCCGCUGCGAUCAUGCGCGUGCGACAAAUGAGAGCACAUCAGGACAUGGAGAAGCGGCGAAGGAAGGAAGACUUACGAGAGACAGAUCAAAAAAAGACAAGGAUGAUACAACUUCAAGUAUUCGUACACGCCAGGCCAACAAGAUGCGCGUGGUCUGACUGUGAAGCUGAGCUCAACUCUUGGGCUCUGCUCGAAAAGCAUGUUCACCAUGCACACUUGAAACACAGCCUCCACAAAGUGGGAGACGUUCAAUGUCAAUGGUACCAGUGUGAUAAUACUUUCAGAACACAAGAAGAAUGUUAUCGCCAUGUGUUGGUGGUGCAUAUGAGGCACUUUUCAGCUAGAUGCCCUUUGUUUCAGUGCGAUUUUGUUGGAGAGAAUUUCUCUCACCUUGUAGAUCAUAUCGAGUCUGUACACCCUUCUGCUACUCCGGACGACUUCAUUCCAGGUCUUAUUCACUUUCGUCCAUCUUCUGCCUCUCUCUCGAAGGCUUUCGCAGAUGUGCCCACUCUCCCAGAGCAUGCUCCUCUCCCGGACAUUAUAUCCAUGACAGCCGAGUCUUAUACAGGAGGAAUUGGCAAUCGGACAAAACGAAAAGUAGCUUCCAGAUGCUGCUCCGAGAAAUGUCCAAAGAUGUUGCCCGGUCAAAGCGCUGAAGCGAAGAAGGGGAAGGCCACCCGCAUCAUGACGUUAGUCGUAGAGAGGGCAAGGCGACGAAGAUUAUCAGACGAUAGUUCGGAUACCAGAUUGGAAGUAGACCCUGUCUCCAGACCCGAGGAAGAUAUCAAACUGCAAGAGGACGGCAAUGACGCCCAGGGCAACAAGUCAGAGAUCUUGGAGCACGAAGGGGCGCCAAUUGGCAUCGAGGAAGCGCUCAAGAGUGCUAGUGAAUUCCCUCAGACUCGACCAUUGAUCGUUUCUGCUCAUAGCGACGGGGACACUGUCAGUACUUCACCUUCUUCAACAGCCAGCUCUUGUCCCCCGAUGCUGGAGAGAGAGCUGAAAAUAGUGGGCUCAAGAUAAGACUGGCUUGCGCUUCAUCGCCCGGAC
Molecule: messenger RNA, 1722 nt
Organism: Cryptococcus amylolentus CBS 6039
Lineage: Eukaryota; Fungi; Basidiomycota; Tremellomycetes; Tremellales; Cryptococcaceae
Exons: 3
Coding region: 238-1695 (485 amino acids)
Source: RefSeq, a predicted model, not a curated record